AGUCCGUCUUCCCGGACCACGUGACGUGGCCCCUUGGCGCGGGAGCCGCGCUCUGACCGGCCGCCGUCACGCUCGGCCUCUCAUUCGCCCGGCGCCUCAGGAAGGAGAGGAAGGAAAGGAAGACGAUACAAAGUUUCCAGCGGGGAGAGACUUUCCCGAGCCCCGGAGCCUUCUCCCGGCGGUGUGAUGCCUCCUAAAAGGCAUGGAAAAAGCAACCUCCCCACCCCUCUUCAAGAAGGGGCAAUACUGAAAGACACCGAAAAAAGAGAGUGGAGACUAGGUCGUAUGAUUGGCCAGGGAGGAUUUGGCCUAAUCUACCUAGCUUCCCCUCGCCUUGAUGUUCCCGUAGAAGACAGUGCAGAGCAUGUCAUUAAAGUGGAAUACCUUGAAAAUGGACCCUUGUUUUCUGAACUGAAAUUCUACCAGCGAGCUGCAAAACAAGAGCAUAUCAAGAAGUGGAUGAAGCUGAAACGAUUGACAUUUUUAGGAAUUCCCUUCUUCUGGGGAGCUGGCCAGACUGAACAUAAUGGCAAAAGUUACAGAUUUAUGGUGAUGGAAAGGUUAGGAGAGGAUCUGCAAAGCAUCUUUGAAAGAGGAGGACGAAAGUUCAGCAAGGGAAUGGUUCUGCAGAUUGGAGUCCGCAUGCUGGAUGCUUUGGAAUACAUACAUGAACAUGAAUACGUUCAUGGGGACAUUAAAGCAGGAAAUUUGCUUUUGGGCUACAGAAAUCCACAUGAGGUUUAUCUUGCUGAUUAUGGACUCGCCUACAGAUAUUGUCCCGAUGGGAACCACAAAGAGUAUCGGGAAAAUCCUAAGAAGGGCCAUAAUGGGACCAUAGAGUUUACCAGCUUAGAUGCUCACAAGGGAGUAGCUCCAUCCAGACGAGGAGACCUUGAAAUUCUUGGCUUCUGCAUGCUCCAGUGGAUGUGUGGGAAUCUGCCCUGGGAGUGGAAUUUGAGGAACCCCGAUGCUGUCCGGGAUGCAAAAGCAAAGCUCCUGGACGAACUCCCAGAUUCAGUGACAAGAUGGGCUCCCGCAGGAACAGACUGCAGUGAAAUAGCCAGGUUUUUGAAAAAUGCAUCUGAUUUAGCGUACAAGGAAAAGCCUGAUUAUGAAGCGCUAAAGAAAAUCCUCCUAGAUGGUCUGGAACACAAAGGAGUCUGCUGCAAUGGGGCACUGAAUUUUGCCGCUGCCAAAAGACCUCCGAAUGAAUGUGCUGCUAAGCACAAGAAAGUUGAUUUGCCAAAGCCAGUGCCAAGGCAAGUUAAAGACGAGAAGGGAAAGGAGUUCGAAAGCAAGGACCUCUCCUACCGUAGAAGAGCCGCUGUGGGAAUGAAAAGCAGCCAAGGACAAGACGAGCAGAUGCUGGCUGGGCUGAGCAAGCAGCUUCAGAAUGAAGCGCCCGCUGAGACUGGAGGAAAGCCAGCUGGAGCCACAACCGAUGUUUACAGGAGGAAGUUAGUCAAGAAACCACAACCUAUCUGCAAUACCUUCUGGGAAAUUGAGGAAAAAUCCAUAGGAAAUGGAGUUACAUAUACUGAAGCCUUUCAACCAGAAUGCUUUCAGACUUCGACUAGCUCUUCUAUGUGCAGCACUUUGGAGUCUGGACUUCACGAAGCAUCUGGACUUCGUAAAGAAUUGUACCAAUACACGAUGACCAUCAUUGUCCUCUUCUUCUUAAUACUGCUUUCUGUGUAUUUUCUUUGAUAUCAUGUCUAAUGUGUUGGCAUUCUUAAGACUGUACAUUCACAUAGUUACAGGCUUCUGAAAUUCCACUUCAGACUUUCUUCAUAGACAUUUUCAGUGUUAUUGGCUGGAAUGGUUUUUCAAAGCAAGGUGAGUUGUUACAAAAUUAAAAAUCAAUAAAGUACUUGAAUUUUGCUUACA
Messenger RNA from Podarcis raffonei (Aeolian wall lizard), 1887 nucleotides. RefSeq names its product VRK serine/threonine kinase 2 (gene VRK2). The record is from RefSeq and is a predicted model, not a curated record. The transcript is spliced from 14 exons. Gene Ontology annotation, cellular component: nucleus; cytoplasm. Gene Ontology annotation, molecular function: ATP binding; protein serine/threonine kinase activity. NCBI's taxonomy places the organism in Eukaryota, Metazoa, Chordata, Lepidosauria, Squamata, Lacertidae. Bases 187 to 1707 code for a protein of 506 amino acids. Gene Ontology annotation, biological process: signal transduction; peptidyl-serine phosphorylation.